CUUAUAAGGCGAUUCAAAGAAUUGCAAUCAGAAAGAGUUGGGACCUAUGCAUUUUUUGAAAAGGGUUUUCAAGAUUAUCUUUCAAGCUACCCCAACUAUGAUUUCCAAACGUACCGACAGAUGGCACACGAGACUACCGAAACAUUUAAAAAAAUAUCAAAUGAGAUUAUCGACAUCAAGAUAAAACUCAACAAGACACCAAACUGCCAAAUUAUUUCACAAAUAAUUGCUAAAGUUCAGGAUCACGAGCAAGAAAAACUAAAUCUGGUUCCAUUAUUUUUUUUAGAUUUUUUUUUUAUCUAG
Messenger RNA from Helobdella robusta, 303 nucleotides. RefSeq lists its product as hypothetical. NCBI's taxonomy places the organism in Eukaryota, Metazoa, Annelida, Clitellata, Rhynchobdellida, Glossiphoniidae. The record is from RefSeq and is a predicted model, not a curated record. The annotation marks the transcript as partial. The transcript is spliced from 2 exons.